AUGAGAUCAGAGGAAGAACGUUUUCCUAAGCACAAUGUUGCUGAAAAUGAAUAUGAGUAUAACGCCGAGUAUAAACAGCAUCAAAUUGCAGAAUGGAGAAGUUUAAAUUCAAGAAGAUACGGUUACCGUGCUGCUUAUCAUGAGGCUGUUGAUCAAGAGGAUGAAGUACCCCCAGAAUAUCUUCGUAAGAUAGUAAAGGACAAUGGUGACCUUGCUGGGAAACGCUUUAAUACUGAGCGAAAACUCUGUGUUGCUUUGCUAAAAUACAUUCCUUUGGCGCUUUACAAAUUACUUGAAAAUAUGCCUAUGCCAUGGGAAGAAGCACGCUAUGUAAAUGUAGUGUAUCAUAUGGGAGGAGUACUCACACUUGUUGAGGAUACACCAACGGUACCAGAGCAAUUGUAUCUUGCCCAAUGGGGAUCUAUGUGGACAAAGAUGCGAUCAUAUAAAGUGGAAUUGCAAGAAGAAGGUGGAGCUUUUCGCCGUAUGGUACAUAAGAGUAAUGAGAAUGAACCUCCUAUUGACUAUGGAGAUUAUAUUAUGGACCGUGAACCUCCACCGGCGGUACGAGAUGAUCUUGAUGAAGAAGAUGCUGCUGCUAUUAUUGAUUGGUUUUAUGAUCCUUUUCCACGACUUGUACAUCCAAAUCAAAUUCGUGGACCGAGACGACCUAAUGGAUAUUAUUUUUCUAUUAAUGUAGUAGAAUGUCUUUUCCGAAGUGCUGCUCCAAUUCUUCCCACAUUAGAUGAUCGAAAUUAUUUUUAUUUAUGGGAUUUAAAAUCAUUUUAUGCAGCUAAGGCUAUGCAUUUGGCAAUUCCACGUGCACCUAAAUUUGAGGCUCCUCCUGCGGUAAAAGAAGAAGAUGUUGAUUGGACAGAAUUUAAUGAUCUUCGUCGUGUAAUUCACCGUGAUGACCCACGAAAGCCGCGGUUUACUAUGCUAACAGAACGUCAAAUUGCUUUUCCUUUCUUAAACAGUGAUGUUGUGGAUGGAGUGACGGUAGCACCUUAUCACUAUCCUGCAGAGGUUCGUGUGGAAAAUGAUGAUCCUGCUAUUCCUUGUUUUUCAUGGAAUCCUUCUCUUAACCCAAUAAAAGCAUUACAACGUAAUCAUUCCGAAGUAACAGUAGAAACACCAGGUGUAUUAUACACCGCUUCAAUUCGAAAUUUACAAGAGUCUAAAAAUAUAGGAUUUGGAAAAGAAGAAGAAGAAUUACAGUUACCAGAAUCUUUUAUCCCAUUUUUAGAGGAAAUUCCAUUAGAAGAUGUGGAUACGAAGCAAGCUAUGACUUUGGCUUUUGCACCUCCACCAUUUAACAGCUUUGAAGGUGGGAUGAAGCGACGCAUAGAUAUUCCGGUAGCAGAACAUUGGUCUCAAGAUCCUCCAAGUUUGCAAACAAGUGAUACACGUGAUAAAAUACUUAGAAGUUAUACACAACUUUUAAAACAUCAUGUGGCUAAGAAUCUUCGUCGAGAUCGACUUAAAGUACGAGCGAAAGCGCAUGAAGGAGAAAAAGAAGUUUCUGAACCUCUUCGUCGUCUUGAUGAACUCAGUAAACUUAAGUUUUUUCAAAAAACAAAGAUUGAUUGGAUGGAAGCUGGUCUUCAAGUUAUGAGACAAGGACAUAAUAUGUUAGUGCAAUUAAUUAGUGUAAAAUCUUUACCAUAUGUUCAUAUUGAUUAUAAUUUUGAAGCCAAACCUACUAGAACUUUAACAACCAAAGAAAUUAAAAAGAGUCGAUUAGGUCCUGCAUUUCAUCUAAUUCGUGAACUUUUGGGUUUUAUGAAACAACUUGUCGAUAUGCAUGCCAUGUAUAGAUUAGGUAAAACUGAUGCUCUUCAAUUGGCAGAUGCAACGCAUUAUCUUUUUUCACAUUUGGGUCGAUUAACAGGUGUUUAUCGCUAUAAACUGCGAGCAAUGAGACAAAUUAAACGUACUAGAGAUUUAAAACAUGUUCUUUACAGUAAAUUUAAUGUGGGAGAAGUUUUAAGAGGACCAGGAUGUGGUUUUUGGGCUCCAUCAUGGCGUGUUUGGGUGUUUUUUAUGCGUGGUAUGACUCCUUUAUUACAACGUUAUCUUGGAAAUUUAACAGAUCGUGUUCUUCGUGGACGUGAAUCUAAAGGAAAGUAUGAUGGAAAACGUAUUACACGUCAACGUGUGGAAACGGAUAAGGAUGUUAAUAUAAAAGAAAAUUUUAGACGUGAAUUAAAAGAAAUGCUUCCUGAAAAUGUACGAAUGGAUGUUAUUCGUACUAUGGAUCAACAUAUGAAUGAAGCUUUUAGACAUUGGCGUGCUGGUUUACAAUGGUCUGUUCCAGGAUUAGCAAAACCUUUAAUUGAUUUAGUUAAUAAAUACGUUAAACUACGAGCGGAAGAGUAUAUUCGUGUAGCCCAAUAUCAACGAAAACGUAUUAAUGAAGGAGAUACUGUAGAUAAACAGGCAUUUAUUAAAAAUCUUGGACGACUUACUCGUUUAAAACUUAUGGAAGAACAAAAACGUCAACGAUCUUACUUGGAAGGAACAGAUUCUCAUGUUAUUUUACCUGAAGAAGCGACUGAAAUUUACCGUAUGAUGGCAAAUUGGCUUAGUGAUCGUGGAUUUAAAAAGAUUUCUUUUCCUAAAAUUUCUAGACCUGCAGAACUACGAAUUUUAGAGCUUGCUUUAAAUCGUCUUCGUGAUCAACAUAAUAUUGCAAAUCGACUUACUCAAGCUCAACGAGAAGAACAAGCACGUAUUGAAGAAGCUUUUAAUUCUCCUCAUGAAACGUUAUCAAAAAUUGUAGAUUGUUUAGCAAGAGUACGUCGUUUUAAAAAUGUUGAAGUGGAAUAUAUGGAUACUUUUUCAACUCUUUAUCCUAUCUAUAAUGUAGUUCCUGCAGAAAAACUAGUGGAUUCUUUUCUUGAUCAGUAUUUAUGGUAUGAGGCUAUGGAUCAACAAAGACUUUUUCCUAAUUGGGUAAAACCAUCUGAUAUGGAACCUGUACCAGUUCUUGUUUAUAAAUGGUGUCAAGGUAUAAAUGAUAGUCCUGGAAUUUGGGAUGUUACAAGAGAUGAAUCUACUGUCCUUCUUCACGCUGAUCUUGAAGAUAGUUUUUAUGAUAAUGUAGAUUGGAAUUUAUUUCGUCCUUUAUUGGAACUUGUUAUGGAUAAAUCAUUAGUAGAGUAUAUUGUAAGUCGUCAUGAUGUUGUGGUAGAGUUUAAAGACAUGAGUUAUCAAUGUCGUAAAGGAUUAUUACGUGGUUUUAUGUUUUCUUCCUUUUUAGCACAAUAUUGGGGACUUGUAACGGAUGUUUUACUACUUGGUACACAAAGAAGUCAAGAAAUUGCCGGUCCUGCAAGACGACCAAAUCCAUUUAUGAGUUUUAUGCGAGAUCCUCUCCUUGCGACAUCUCACCCUAUUCGUGGGUAUUGCAGAUAUAAGAAUGAGGUGUAUGUAUUAUUAAAAUAUAGUAAAGUGGAAGCGGAUGAUGUAAGACGACGUUACUUGGAUGAAACAAAGGAUGAUCCUGAACGACGUGCUCUUAAUGCAUCUGUAUAUGGAUUUAAAAAUGCUAACCAAUGGCCAAGAGAUGCACGUAUGCGUUUAUUUUUAAAUGAUGUUAAUCUUGCACGUGCUGUUUUAUGGGAAUUUCGUGGACGUCUUCCACCAAGUAUUGGUGAAAUUAAUGAGAGUAAUACCUUUGUAAGUGUUUAUUCUAAAGAUAAUCCUAAUAUGCUAUUUGAUAUGGGAGGUUUCUCGGUACGUAUUUUACCAGUUUGUCGUACAGAAGAAGAAGUACUGGAAAAUGAAUCCAUGUGGAGUUUACAAAACAGUACUACUAAAGAUGUUACAGCAAGAGCUUUUCUUCAAGUUUCUCCUGAACACGUAAAUAAUAUACGAAAUAAAUCUAGACGUGCUAUUAUGAUGGUAGGAAGUUCUACUUUUCAAAGUAUUGCUGCUAAAUGGAAUGCUCUUAUUACGGAGAUUGUACCUUAUUACCGAGAGGCUAUAUUAGGUACAGAUACGUUACAACAAGUUCUUGCCCGUGCAGAGCAUAGAAUGCAAUCUAGAGUUAUGAUGGCUCUAAACUCAAGAUCUAAAGCUCGUUUUCCUCCUGCUAUGUUUUAUGCACCAACAGAUUUAGGAGGUCUUGGAAUGCUUUCUGUAGGUCACUCUCUUAUUCCAGCACGUGAUCUUAUUUAUUCCAAAACCACCAGUACAGGUGUACAAUUUUUCUAUUCUGGACUCACAAAUGCAGAUGAUAUUCCUAUUCCUAAUAUUCUUCAAUAUUAUACUCCAUGGGAAACAGAAAUUCGAGAAGGUGUUAAAGCAUGGACAGAAUUUAGUAUACGAGAUAGAGAAGCUAAAGCCGCUGGAACUCGUCUUUCUAUUGAUGAUAUUGAACAUAUCAUAAAUAAAGGUAUUCCUCGUAUUCGUGCUCUUUUUUCACGUCAUGCUAAAUUAUUUCAAUUUGAUAAGGGAUUUCGUUGUCGUAUGGAAUUUCAACGAUACAUCGCAGGUAAAUAUUUAAAAAAUUGGUGGUUUCAUCCAGAGCACGAUGGUAAUAUUUGCGGUGGAGUAUUAGAACGAUAUCGUGUAGAUAUGAAUAUUGCACUUGGUGGUGUUGAGGCUAUUCUUGAACAUAGUCUUUUUAAAGGAACAGGAUUUCCAUCAUGGGAAGGUAUUGAAUUUAAUCGUUCUGGUGGAUUUGAAAACUCUAAAAAAGAUAGUAAAUUAGCCAAACAACAACGUGCAGGUCUUGCUAAUGUUCCUAAUAGACGUUUUGCACUUUGGUGGUCCCCAACUAUUAAUCGAGCAGAUGUUCAAGCCGGUUUUGAAUCUAAAAUUGAUACAACUGGUGUAUUUAUGUGUGGUAAACUUGAAACCAUUAAAAAAUCACUUAUUAAAAUUUUUAGUGGUUCAUUAUGGGAAAAAUGUCAUGGUGCUGUGGUGAAUGAUAUUGCAAGUAAAUUAAAAGAUGCAAUGGUUGAAUUAGAUGCCGCUUCUGUCACAUUACAACAACAACAUCCACAAAAAUCUUAUACCUAUACAAGUUCUGCACCUGAUGUUAUUAUGGUUUCCACAUCCCGUUGGCCUGUCACAGCUAAACCAACCGUACUCUCAGAUGAAGCUGGAGAUGAGUAUCGUUCCCAUACAACAGGAAAAUUUUGGAUUGAUGUUCAAUUACGUUGGGGUAAUUAUGAUAGUCAUAAUAUUGCAGAAUAUACAAGGAAGAAAUUUUAUGAAUAUGGAGCAGCAAAAAUGUAUCCAUUUCCUGCUGGUGUGGUUGUUGGAAUUGAUUUGGCUUAUAAUUGUCACUCAGCUUUUGGUUAUUGGAUUCCACAGUUAAAACCUUUAAUGGUGAAACUUAUGUCCGCUAUUAUGCGGCAUAAUAUUGCCCUUAAUACUUUACGUGAUCGAAUGAAGAGAGAUCUACAACUUUUUAGUUCAGCACCAACAGAAGCAGGUCUUUCUGUAACCAAUAUUGCCGAAUUGUUUUCAGAAGGUAUGCGUACUUGGAUUGUAGAUGAUAGUGCCACUUAUGUUACAAGUGAACAACCAACCGCAGAAGGUGGAAGAAAAUUUCGUUCAGAGAAUGGUGCUGUGCUUAUAUUUGAACCAACGACAGGUCAGUUAAAACUUAGUGUUGUUCAUAAAAGCGUUUUCGCCGGACAAAAACGACGUACAAAACUUGCGAGAGAAAAAGCAGCUGAAGAAAUCGCUUCAUGGUUGCGAAGUACACCUGUAAGUCAGAGACCUGGUAAAAUCAUCGUUACACGUAGUCGUUUUAGACAAACACUACAUAAUAUGCUUGUAUUGGAUUAUCCAAAUAUUAUUAUUGGACAGAGUGAUAUUAAUCUUGCUAUUCCAAUGAUAUUACGACAUAGCCGUUUAGCAGAUUUACGUAUCUCUGCUACAGAAAGCAAAGGUUGGGAAUUUUGUUUAUAUGAUGAUUGGUUACAACAAUUUCAACCUGCUACUUGUUUUAAUCUUUUAAACCUUAUCCUUCGAGGAUAUCAUGUUAAUCUCAGUCGAACUCGGGAAACUCUAGUACCAGAUCUUCAUGUUGAAGUCCAUCACUCACAUUUUUGGCCAACUUAUGCCCGUAUGGAAUGGGAACGUGUUUCAGUGCGAUUACAAGAAAUGAUUAUUGCAGAUGCUGCAAGACGUAUGAAUGUCAGUCCAAAUCAGUUUACCGAAAUGGAAAAGAAAGAUAUUCUUCUUGGAAAAAAAAUGACAACGGUUGAAAUUCAAGAAGAAGAAAUAAAAGAAUUAGAAGAGAUGAGACGGACUAAGUUAAUACAAGAACAAGUAAUAAAUGUAACUAAUAAAUCUGGUGAAACUAUAAAGAAGAAAGUAAAAGCAGCUUUUGAUUUUGGAAACUCUACAACUGCAAGUAAUUGGCGAACUCGUUCCUUAGCUGAUGCGGCCGCAUUUGAUGAAUCUACUCCUUUAGAAAUUGAUGUAACAGGUGCCGUAGCAAGUAGUGAUCAACUUGUUAUCCCUACAGAACUUCUUAAAUUGUUAAUUCCAUGCUGUGAUGUACAAGCUCAGUGUUGUGCCUAUCUCUUUGGACAGGCUUUACCAGAUUCUCCUAAUGUAAAGGAAGUACUGUGUAUUAUGUUUCCUCCACAAAAAGGUUCCGCUGUGGAGUGUACCACACCUGUACAGAUCCCUCAUCAACAUCCUGCUCUUGUUGAAAAUCAUCUUGUCCUUCUUGGUGUACUUCGAUGCAGUGGUGGAGAGCCUAUCAUUCACACAAGAGACUUGGCAUUACAUGGAAGACUUCUGGCGGCAAAUGAGGGUUUACAAACCGAAGGUCUUGUCACUGCCGUAUUGGGAAUUUCCCAAGACGGACUUAACAUGCGUUGUUUUACAACUACAAGGGAAGGUAUAUCUUGGGCCCUAGAGAAUUACACAAAAGCAUUAGAGAAGGAAUCAGUAGAAGUUGACACAACACACGUUACACCUUGUCGUGCUACACUUUCUUCAGAAUUACAGGGAUUCUUUCUUGUUCCCAGCAGUGGUGGUUGGAACUACGCCUUUAAGGGGGCUGUUUGGCGUGAAUCUACGGAGUUUGACGUUUGUGUUGGACUCCCUUAUUUGUUUUUUGCCUCACAGCACCGACCAGAUCAUUUCUUAAAUUUUGUUCGACUUUCAGAAGAAGAUACCACCAUCGAUAUCGCCGAUAUUGAUGAUGCUAUGGCAUAA
This is a messenger RNA of Trypanosoma theileri, 7191 nucleotides long. RefSeq names its product PRP8 protein. Lineage: Eukaryota; Euglenozoa; Kinetoplastea; Trypanosomatida; Trypanosomatidae. Gene Ontology annotation, biological process: mRNA splicing, via spliceosome; spliceosomal tri-snRNP complex assembly. The record is from RefSeq and is a predicted model, not a curated record. The transcript has a single exon. Gene Ontology annotation, cellular component: catalytic step 2 spliceosome; U5 snRNP. Gene Ontology annotation, molecular function: U2 snRNA binding; U6 snRNA binding; U1 snRNA binding. The coding region runs from base 1 to 7191 and encodes 2396 amino acids.